AUGGUCUCGCUCGUCGCGGCUCUCGUUGGUGCGCUCGUUGCCGCGAUCACUGCGAGUCCGCAGCCCAUCGAGAUCGGGUAUCCCGUGCCGCUACACCUUCGCGCCAACAGCUCUGCGCCGUUCCACUACACCAUUCGUCGCGACGGCGCGAGUUUCCUCGCCAUCCACUUUACGGUCCUGACGCUCCCCCCGGCGUCGACGGUGUCGCUUGCUUGCGCCGACGGCUCCAAGCGCAUGGAGCUCAUUGGCACCCGCAACGACUUUUACACCGAGUCGUUCCCGUGUUCUAGCGUGGACAUUGCCUACACCGCCCCAACGUAUGCGGUGGCAAAUGCGACGGUGUUGGAGGUCGACCAAGUGAUCCACGGCACGCCCGACCCGUCGUCGUCGGGGCCUCUGGAAACCGUCUGCAGUAUCUCGGACGAGUCGCGCGCGGUGGCGUGCCUCGAAGCGCUCGAGCCUGCCAAGUAUAAAUUGAGUCGUGCCGUGGCCCGCCUCCGUCUUAGCGGCGGGCGGGGAUGCACGGGCUGGCUCUUUGGUUCGGAAGGGCACAUGCUCACCAACAGCCACUGCAUCAACUCCGAGCGGGGCGCCGCCAACACCCAAGUUGAGUUUGACGCGCGCUGCAGCACGUGCAAGGACCCGCAGAACAAGGUGGCGUCUGCUUGCCCCGGCACCGUCGUCGCCAGCAGCGUCAAGCUCGUUGUUUGGGAUGAGCUCCUCGACUUUGCACUCGUCAAGAUCGACAAUCCGAGUGUCGAUCUCGCGCAGUACGGCUACCUCCAAGGCCGCGACGCGCCCCCCGCACUCGGAGAGCACAUUUGGACGGCGCAUCACCCCAAGAGCUGGCCAAAACGCUUCUCGUUGACGUACAACGGCGACGAACCCAGUAUCACGGAUUUGGACAAGGCCAGCUGCAUGCCCAACUUCGAGUACACGGCAAAGGGCUCGAUCGGUCACUUGCUUGAUACUGCCGACGGCUCGUCUGGCGCGCCCGUCGAGCACGCCACGCAUACCGGGCAGUGUCUGGACGUGGACCCGACGGACCCGCACCACAACGUGCAGAUGUGGACGUGCAUUGCCGGCAACGACAACCAGCGCAUCGAGCUCGUGUCGCAAAUCUAA
Molecule: messenger RNA, 1125 nt
Organism: Saprolegnia parasitica CBS 223.65
Lineage: Eukaryota; Oomycota; Saprolegniomycetes; Saprolegniales; Saprolegniaceae
Exons: 2
Coding region: 1-1125 (374 amino acids)
Source: RefSeq, a predicted model, not a curated record